Messenger RNA from Sparassis crispa, 1266 nucleotides. Its product is annotated as Delta(12) fatty acid desaturase. NCBI's taxonomy places the organism in Eukaryota, Fungi, Basidiomycota, Agaricomycetes, Polyporales, Sparassidaceae. Gene Ontology annotation, molecular function: oxidoreductase activity, acting on paired donors, with oxidation of a pair of donors resulting in the reduction of molecular oxygen to two molecules of water. The record is from RefSeq and is a predicted model, not a curated record. Gene Ontology annotation, biological process: lipid metabolic process. The coding region runs from base 1 to 1266 and encodes 421 amino acids. The transcript is spliced from 10 exons.
AUGACAUCCUCCACACACUCCACUGAGGUGGCCGGAGCCCGACAGUCCUAUGCUGAAGGUGCUCUGCCCACAUUUACUCCCAUUCCAUGGUCAUUGAACGAGAUCCGGGCAGCAAUACCGCAACAUCUUUUUACACGUCAGACCUGGAGAGUUCUCCUCUAUGUAGCGAGAGAUCUGAUUAUGGCGGGGUUUUUUCUGCGAAGUGCACUACGCAUCGAUUCAUUCUAUGGAGGCGAACACGUAGUCGAGCAUCUCACUGUGGUGGGCGCUCAAAUUGCCCGCCUCAUGACUUGGCUACUCUACUGGUUGCUUCAAGGGCUCAUAUUCACUGGUAUCUGGGUCAUCGGACAUGAAUGUGGCCAUACGGCGUUGUCUGGGAAUAAACAUAUCUGCAAUAUCGUAGGAUAUAUUGCACAUACCAUUCUUUUGACACCAUAUUUCAGCUGGAAAAUUACACACCAUCGACACCACAUUGCCCAUGCAUCUAUGGAACGGGAUCAGCUAUUUGUUCCGAGGACCAGGAGCGACCUUGGUAUUCCUUCGAAAGGACAACAGCUCGACUACGAAGACUACUUCGGAGAUACCCCGUUGUACGCCCUUACUGUGCUAAUUGUUCAGCAACUCCUCGCAUUCCCCGUUUGUCUUGCUUGCAAUAUCUCUGGGCAGAAGAAUUACCCAAGGUGGACUAAUCACUUCAACCCAAACUGUGUCCUCUUCAUGAAGAAUCAACGCAGCCUGAUUAUUAUUUCUGAUCUCGGUAUAUUGUUCAUGAUGUACAUCCUCAAACGGACGUACGAAGCAUGGGGUGCCACCACUACAUUCAAAGUCUACGGAGUCCCUUGGUUUUGUGUUUCUCACUGGUUGGCUAUGAUAACUUAUCUGCAUCAUACUGAUCCCGAGCUGCCCCAUUACCGGCGCGCCCAAUGGAACUUUCAGCGAGGUGCCGCUGCGACUAUGGACCGUAAUUUUCUCGGCUACAUAGGCCGUUUCUUCUUCCACGACGUGGCUCACUUCCACGUUGUACAUCAUUUCUUCCCGAAGAUUCCCUUCUAUCAUGCAGAAGAGGCGACAAGAUAUUUGCAAGCAUUCAUCGGAGAACACUACCGCUAUUCCGACAAGCCAGUUUUCGAAGCCUUCUGGCACAAUGUGAAUGAAUGCAAGUUCAUCGAAGACGAAGCGCGUUCUGCUCAAGGACAGUCUUGUAUUCGCGGGACUGGUGGACGUCCAGAGCGAGCGGGCAUGUAUACUUCCGUCGUCGAUCGCUGA